Paramormyrops kingsleyae is the source of this 4025-nucleotide messenger RNA. Its product is annotated as glycerophosphodiester phosphodiesterase domain-containing protein 5-like. Gene Ontology annotation, molecular function: glycerophosphodiester phosphodiesterase activity. NCBI's taxonomy places the organism in Eukaryota, Metazoa, Chordata, Actinopteri, Osteoglossiformes, Mormyridae. Gene Ontology annotation, cellular component: plasma membrane. The record is from RefSeq and is a predicted model, not a curated record. Gene Ontology annotation, biological process: positive regulation of neuron differentiation; lipid metabolic process.
UGACAUUCCCAGAACAUCCUGGGUUCGGAUCCCAAGAGCUCUUAAGCAAACAAGCCCUCUGACACUGUCCAGGAUUGCGUUGCCUGAGUCAGCUCUAAUAAGGCCCCCUCCCCUCGGCAGGGGGUGGGGGGGAUUCUCGCUGGGGUUGCUGUGUGUCAGCAGAUGGACACUUAGUGAAAUGAAAUCCUUUGUUUUUGGUCUGAAUUAAUAGUUUUAAACUUGUGCUUUGCCAACCUCCUUCUGCUGUUUCGGGUUGGCCAAAUCAUACGUGGGCUUUAACACGACUGUAGACCGCAAAAUGAAGGUAAGAGUGGAUCAUCUGAUGUUUUAUAUCCUGAUACUUUGUUAGGUUGUAAAUUAAAACUGUGAGUUUUUAAUGGUGGGAACAGAAACAGAGUGUCCGCGCCAAGAUGGUUUCUAGUGCCAAGGCGCCAGGAAUUUUGAUGCACGUGAUUCCAUUUGGGGGCGUUGUUGGGGCGUGGGUGCUGCUCUCUGUCUCUUCCUGUCUCCUGGCUCUCCUGUAGCACGCUUCACAUACCUUCGUUUCAUUCCCCGCUGCCACGUGCUCUUCUCCAGGUUAGUUGGAGAUCCAGGAGUGGUUUUAGCAGCCAGGAAUGCAGUGUUCUCAUAGGUGAACAUCAUCUUCUGGCCUAAAGCCCAGGACAAAGCAAAAGUCCCAAAAUAUAACAACAUCUUCGUGCCCAAGGCCAAGAGAGAACAACAAUCCCAUAAUGCAACAGCACCUUCUUGACUAUGACCUAAGACAGAACAGCAGCCCCAUAAUGCAACAGCAUCUUCUUGCCUAUGGCCUAAGAUGGAACAACAAUUCCAUAAUGCAACAGUAUCUUUUUACCUCUGGCCUAAGACUGAAUGACAAUCCAAUAAUUCCCCCUGCCCUAUUAACCUCUAAUUUUCCUUCCACAUCACGUGUUAAUGUUCGUCAUACACGUGCCUAUUAAUGACUGCUGUUCUGUGUGGCACACGGGCAUCUCCUGUCUGCUGUGGGAGGGGCUGUCUGCAGUGUAGGGCCUGCAGGAAAAUGUCGAGCCUUCAGCUGACUGGUGUGAAUGAAGUACUGACUGGGUGAGGAAUUGUACAGUUUGAACCACUGGGGCAAAAAAAACUGAUCUGAGGGAUAAAUCGAAAUGCGUAUAUUAUCUGUGUUGACAUUGUGAGUGACAAACGGAUUGGACAAAGUACAGCGUUGCGAUUAUACUACAGAUUAAAUGAAUACAGUGUCAUUAAAAGGGAAUCGCAGUGAAAUAUGAUCAUUGUAAUAACUCCAGGGUUAAGAAUCCGCACUGUAAUUACUGUCGGUUUUCAUUCAGGUUCCGCUUUUUGCUCUGUGUGUUACAAUGCAGCUGGAUUCAGUUAGUGAACGGUUUCUGUCUAGUUUUUUCACACUUUAUGUAUUUAGCACAUAGAUUCAAUAAAAGUGCCGUACGUUUCACGAAGCAGGGUCAGCAAUUGGGGAUUACAGGGGUUGCUCAGAGACCCGGCAGCGAAGUCACUCAGCUUACCGUGGGAUCCGAACCAGUGACCUUCUGAUCUUAGGAUCGACCCCCCCGAUGGAAAGCUAGUGGCACCGCAGAGCCUGGGGACCGUGGAGACAUGGUCAAACACCAACCCUUGCAGGUGUACGAGAGGCAGCUGUGCUUGUCAUGCCUGACUGGGAUCUACGGGUGUCGCUGGCAGCGGUACCAGCGGUCACAUGACGACAGCACAAAGUGGGAGCGACUCUGGUUCUUCAUUCUCUGUGCCAUCUUCCUCCUGCUCCUCGUCUGGACCUACUUCUGGUGGGCCACUCAGAAUGACUACAGCGAACUGAACUGGCUGCUGUAUAACCGAUCGGGGGAGUGGACAGAUGGGACAGUCACCAUAGUUGCUGCCACGGCCACCGGCUUCACCUAUGUUACAUUUUUAAUGAUUUUGGCAGUAUGUCACAUGCCGGUGGGACAGCAGCUGCACCUCUACUGGCUGCACAAGGUCAUGCUUACUGCAGUGUUCCUGACCACAGUCGUUGGGUUUGUUUACAUCAGCGGCGUUUGGGGUGACGAAUGGAAGACUGUGCUCAUAUCCCUGCAGGUCAUGGGCCCCAUCCUGCAGCUGGGAGCCCUCACUGUCAUCACACUGCUGGCCUGGGUGGUGGCGGGACAGGUCGCCCGUGCCGAGAGCAUGAACAGCCAGGUGGCGCUGGCACUCACCUAUCUGGCCGUUCUGCUGGCCAUCUACCUGGCCCCACUCUCCAUCUCUUCCCCCUGUCUGAAGGGCCGGGGGAACUUCACUACACGGCCUGCUGUGCUUGGUCGCCGGGGUGCCCCCAUGCUGGCACCUGAGAACACGCUCAUGUCUUUCCGCAAGGCCUUGGAACAGAAGGUCAGCGGGCUGGAGGCAGAUGUGGCAAUCAGCCUGGACGGCGUGCCCUUCCUGAUGCGGGCCGGCUCGCUGAGGAGGACCACGGACGUGCAGAAGGUGUUCCCCAAGCGCCAGUGGGAGGAUCCCUCCUCAUUUAGAUGGGCGGAGCUGUCAGCCCUCAAUGCGGGCCGCUGGUUUGUCAGGGACGACCCCUUCUGGACAGUGAGGUCUAUGACCCCCCAGGAGAUCAGCUGGGCGGCCAACCAGACAUUGUGCAGCCUGGCGGAGCUGCUGGCUUUGGUGGUGCAGUCCAACACCUCUGUGCUGCUCCGCCUGCAGCGUCCGCCCCCAGGGCACCCGCGUCACCUGACCUGGCUGAAUGACACCCUGCAGACGGUCUUGCGCUCUGGUGUCCUGCAGAAGCAGGUGCUGUGGACCCCUGAUUGGGAGCGGGAUAUGGUCCGGCGUGUGGCAUCUGGGCUACAACAGACCUCCGAGGAGAAACUUCCCGUGGAUGCUCUGCACGAACGAGGCCUCCUCCGCGUCUAUCUGCGCUACGAUCGGCUUUCUGCAACCGAGAUCCGGGAGCUUUCCUCGCACAACGUGAGCGUCACUCUCUUCACAGUCAACGUGCCGUGGCUCUACUCAGCGCUCUGGUGCAGUGGGGUCUCCUCGGUCUCUUCCGACGCCCCCCACAUCCUAAAAAACGUGCCUUCACCCAUCUGGCUCGUGAGCCCUGAUAAAUACUGCUUGGUCUGGAUAACAUCGGAUCUCAUCUCGUUUGCCAUCGUUAUCACAGUGUUUACGUUCCAGAGGUGGCGAAUGAGCGGCAUGCACCGUUAUAACCCUGAGCAAAUCAUGCUGAGUGCGGCGGUUCGGAGGUCCAGCCGGGAGGUCAGCCUCAUGAAAGAGAAGCUCAUCUUCGCAGAAAUCGACAAUGGCAUGGGGGCCACCGAGGGACUGUCCCUGUACACAGAGAAUGGGUACGACUGCUACACAAACGAAGGUGUUUCCCGUUGACUGUGGUGUCACCUAGUGGCAGCAUCUGGAACUGACAGGGAGGCGCACUUUUUCAAGCGUCCCCCUUGGACGCAUGCAGAGCCUUUCCAGGCGGUGCGGACCAUGUGCAACGGGACGGCGCCGCUCAGCUUGUGGACUUCGUUUUCCUUCUGGGACUCCGUGGUGAAACGACUGGUCUGGCCCUUUCUCUGUUGUAGCUCACCCACCCCCCCUCCCCGCCGUGGUCCCCGACCGAAACCAUGAGACUCUUCGAGUAUGAGGCCUCUGUCAGCUGACCGUUUGAAUCGAGUCCGGUCUAUGCUGGAUAUACUGUCACUGUUGUUAAUGGACCCAGCAGAUGCAGAAUGUGGAUCUGGGUACCCAUGUACAGCCAGUGUCGUCCCCUGAUGGGCAGGAUCAGUGGGUGUGUGUGUUUGUGAUGUGUUAAUAGGUAACUCCCCCCCCCCCCCACACACACACACACACACGUGUGCCAUUCUGUGUAAACUUUAUUCUGUACACUUCCCAUUUCAAUGCGAAAAUUGUGAGAACGACUUUUGUCCUGUUUUUAUACACAUUUUCCCAGCAUGAACUCCUGAAUAACGGCGUGCUUUUUUGGGUUUUUAAGAGGUGCUGUAUUUAUUGCAAAUUUUAUUAAAUGUGACAUGAAA